UCCGACUAGUUUAUUAUACAAAUAUGAGGGCAGGUGUCGGCCUGUCAGGUGACAUGAGUCCCUCUGUCUCUCCAUUCUCUUCCUCAACAACUGACGUUCCUAAACCGUGAACACGACGACGAAACCCUAACCGGCAGCUCGUCUCGCACUGUCGCUCGUGCACCACGCUGAAUCACCGCGGAUCACGGAUCACCACUGCUAUUAUUUCAUUUAAUAGGAGAACCAUUGCCUGUGUAGAAUCACUGAACCAGUGCCUGUGGAGAACCAGUGCUCGUGUAAUCGGGUUUAGGGCUUUGACUCUUGUGGUUGUGCUGAAGUUACUUGUGUUGAAAUUUGAACAGGGAUUUGUUUUCUGGAUCUUCAUUGUCUAUAUUUGAUUUUCUGGUGCCGUCCAAAAAGUUUUAAUGGCCAGUGUGAAGGAUCAGGGCUCAGAUGAGGAUAUCUCAGACAUCAGUGAGUCUGAAAUGGAAGAGUACGAAGUUAAAUCUUAUGAAGAAUUGAAAAAAGGAAAUUACUCUGUGAAAACGUCAGAUGAGACUUUUAGUUGUCCUUACUGUCUGAAGAAGAGAAAGCGGGACUACCUUUAUAAGGAUCUUCUACAGCAUGCUUCUGGUGUAGGCAAGAGUAGUUCACAAAAAAGAAGUGCGAAGGAGAAGGCUCAUCAUCUAGCUUUGGUCAAAUAUUUGGAGAAGGAUCUAGUGAAUGUAGGGGGUCCAUCAGACCCUGUGGCUGUGGUUGAUCCUCUUGAUGGUUGUGGCCACGAUGAGAAGUCUGUGUGGCCUUGGACAGGUAUCAGUGAGUCUGAAAUGGAAGAGUACGAAGCUAAAUCUUAUGAAGAAUUGAAAAAAGGAAAUUACUCCGUGAAAACAUCAUAUGAGACUUUUACUUGUCCUUACUGUCCGAAGAAGAGAAAGCGGGACUACCUUUAUAAGGAUCUUCUACAGCAUGCUUCUGGUGUAGGCAAGAGUAGUUCAAACAAAAGAAGUGCGAAGGAGAAGGCUCAUCAUCUAGCUUUGGUCAAAUAUUUGGAGAAGGAUCUAGCGAAUGGAGGUGGUCCAUCAGACCCUGUGGCUGUGGUUGAUCCUCUUGAUGGUUGUGGCCACGAUGAGAAGUUUGUGUGGCCUUGGACAGGUAUUUUGGUUAACAUUCCAACUAGAAGGGCAGAGGAUGGGAGAUAUGUUGGAGAAAGUGGUUCCAAGUUGAGGGAUGAGUUGACAAAGAGAGGCUUCAACCCAAUAAGAGUUCUUCCACUCUGGAAUUACAGGGGCCAUUCAGGUUGUGCUCUUGUCGAAUUCCACAAGGAUUGGCCUGGGCUACAUAAUGCCAUGUCAUUUGAGAAGGCCUAUGAUGCUGAUCAUCAUGGAAAAAGGGACUGGUAUGCAAAUGGUGCUGAAAAAUCUGGGAUUUAUGCUUGGGUAGCUCGGGCUGAUGAUUACAAUUUGUCGAGCAUUGUUGGAGAGCAAUUGCAAAAAAGUCGAGACCUUAAAUCUAUUUCUGAAACGAUGGAGGAAGAAGAAAGAAAGCAAAAUAGACUUGUAUCCAACCUUACAAACAUUAUUGAGGUCAAGAUGAAGCACAUUGUUGAGAUGCAGUCACGAUUUGAUGAAACUGCAGUCAAUCUCGGCAGACUGAUGGCGGAGAAAGACUUGCUUCAUAAAUCCUACAACGAAGAGGUAAGAAAAAUGCAACUGAGUGCAAGGGAUCACUUUCAGAGGAUUUUUAAUGACCAUGAGAGGCUCAAGAUCCAAUUGGAAUCUCACAAAAAAGAGCUGGAAUCACGUGUUGAAGAAUUGGAAAAACGUGAGGCCCGGAAUGAAAGUGAAAGGAAAAGGCUUUCUGAAGAGAUUGAAAAGAAUGCCAUUAGAAAUAGCUCACUGCAAAGUGCUUCUUUGGAGCAACAGAGGGCAGACGAAAGCGUCUUGAAAUUGUCUGAGGACCAAAAGAGGGAAAAGGAGGUUCUUCAUGAAAAGAUCAUUCGGCUGGAGAAGCAGCUGGAUGCGAAACAAACUCUGGAGUUGGAGAUUGAGCAAAUGAGAGGAAAGUUAAAUGUCAAGAAGCACUUGGCUGAUGGCGAUGUGAAAGUCAUGCAAGAAGUGGAGGAAAUCCUUAAGAACAAGAGAGAAAAGGAAGAGGAGCUUGAAGAUUUAGAUGCAUUGAACCAAACACUAAUUGUAAGGGAACAUGAGAGCAAUGAGGAGCUGCAGGAAGCACGUAAAGAACUAAUUAACGGUUUGAAAGAAAUAUCAACUCGUGGUUAUAUUGGUGUUAAGCGAAUGGGAGAACUUAAUAACAAACCAUUCCACGAAGUGAUGAAAAGAAAAUAUAACCAUGAAGAAGCCGAAGAUAAAGCAUCUGAAUUGUGCUCAUUGUGGGAAGAAUAUCUCAAAGAUCCAGAUUGGCAUCCUUUCAGAGUCAUAACAGUUGGAGGGAAAACUGAGAGGAUAAUUGACAAUGAAGAUGAGAAAUUGAAAGCUCUAAAGAAUGAGUUUGGUGAUGAAGUGUAUAAUGCUGUGACAACUGCUUUAAUUGAGAUAGUUGAAUACAACCCUAGUGCAAAUUACGUAACCUCAGAGUUGUGGAACUUUAAGGAUGGAAGGCGGGCAACUUUGCGGGAGGGAGUUUCAUUUUUAUUGGAGCAGUGGACUUUACCAAAACGCAAGAGGGGAAUAUAUUGAAGGAACCAGAGUGCCAAGUGCUUAAAGAUGGAGCAGAGGUCUUAGAAACUGGAAGACAAGUAACCUGCACAUCAGAUUAUGUAACAAACUGUCAUGUAAUAAUUGUGGUAGAACGCAUCUUCUCUUUGUAAAGUAGUGU
Molecule: messenger RNA, 2814 nt
Organism: Tripterygium wilfordii
Lineage: Eukaryota; Viridiplantae; Streptophyta; Magnoliopsida; Celastrales; Celastraceae
Product: protein INVOLVED IN DE NOVO 2-like
Exons: 9
Coding region: 405-2675 (756 amino acids)
Biological process (GO): gene silencing by siRNA-directed DNA methylation
Source: RefSeq, a predicted model, not a curated record